AUGUCGGCAUCCUACGACGCCAUUAGCAGGAACUUUUUCACGGAAGAAUGCUACAAAGAGUGGUACAAAGUCAGAGACUACCCACUCACAUGUCAGAAGAUCAGCAAUCUCUUUAGCUAUCACCAACUCGCACACAUCCUCACUCCAUCACGGACAGCGCUCUUUGCGCGUCUUCACAUAUUGGACACUUGGGGCAAUACGACUUGUACGUUCGGAGAAUGCGAACGCUGCUAUGCGCCCUUAGACAGAGACGCAGGUACACUCAUAUGCAUCGCAUUUGGAGAAUUCUGUUUCGAAGCCGAAAAUCCCCUCAUCGACGCAGAAACUCUAGCGGCCGAACUGACCAAAUUCCUGUGCAAGUCACAUUGCACAGCACAUGGCGUGUUGAAAAUCUACCAGAAUGCCCUGAACAGGAAAAUGGAGUAUUACUUACCUUUUGUCAUGCAAUGGCGUCAAGAGAUUCUGUGCCAUCAUCCUCUCCCAUCAUCAUCAUCACCCGAAAUGGAAAAGUCAAAGCACUCCAAAUUGAGUGUUUUGAUGGCGAAAUCCGGAAAUUCGCGGCUGGUUACGAAAAAGAGGGAUAGUGUUCUGGCGAGUGCGGAUCUGCAGCAUUGGGAGAAGUUGUCCGCUUCGACAGAUGGUCAUGGUUAUCAUGCGAGAAUGUCCUUGUCUAAUGAACUCGAUCGGCAGGAAACGGAUCGCACGUCUUUGCAUUCUGUGGGGAGUCGCAAUGAGAAGCAGAAGCGACAUUGGAGGCCUUUUAGUGCUCAUGUAGAGGGUGGGUUUCGCAUGGAGAUUGAUUGA
This is a messenger RNA of Sphaerulina musiva SO2202, 804 nucleotides long. RefSeq lists its product as uncharacterized. NCBI's taxonomy places the organism in Eukaryota, Fungi, Ascomycota, Dothideomycetes, Mycosphaerellales, Mycosphaerellaceae. The record is from RefSeq and is a predicted model, not a curated record. The coding region runs from base 1 to 804 and encodes 267 amino acids. The transcript has a single exon.